This is a messenger RNA of Protopterus annectens (West African lungfish), 2391 nucleotides long. RefSeq names its product carboxypeptidase E (gene CPE). Gene Ontology annotation, molecular function: zinc ion binding; metallocarboxypeptidase activity. Lineage: Eukaryota; Metazoa; Chordata; Ceratodontiformes; Protopteridae. The coding region runs from base 302 to 1723 and encodes 473 amino acids. Gene Ontology annotation, biological process: proteolysis. The record is from RefSeq and is a predicted model, not a curated record. The transcript has 9 exons.
UUAUCUACGCUCCUCCCUCCGAGGAUGUAGUGGGAUGUUUGACCAGUAAGGUUCUAGAUGUGCAAAAGUAAUUUAUCCAGUCUGCUCUGACAUAGCAUCAUUCAUUGGCACUAUACUGUGCUGUCUCUAUAAUAACCGUAAUAAUUAGAUUAUACACCUUGACGCACAUCACACCGUCCGACACCGUGUAACUGUUACCUUCUGUUGACAUUAGAUCGCCAAACUCUACGCCUGUGUAGCAGUGUUCUUGACAACUGCUCCCUGUCUUCGACACCCAGAUUUAACGCCAAGCGCCUGCAGCAUGGCGAGGGUAAGCUACCUCAGAUCGUAUUCCCUGCUACAAGUAGUAUGGGGGGCAGCCCUUCUGGCCCUAGUCCUGGCUUUCCCAAACUCUGGGGACGAGGAUGGCAGUCGGCAGUCAGAGAAUAGUGGUGGCAUAUCCUUCGAGUAUCAUCGUUACAACGAGAUGAGAGAAGCGCUUGUCUCGGUGUGGCUCCAAUGCCCAUCUAUCAGCCGGAUCUACACUGUGGGACCAAGCUUCGAGGGCCGGGAAUUGUUUGUGCUCGAGAUGUCUGACAACCCCGGGCAACAUGAAGCCGGUGAGCCAGAAUUCAAAUACAUUGCAAAUAUGCAUGGCAAUGAGGCAGUUGGUCGAGAACUCCUUAUUUUUUUGGCCCAGUAUCUGUGUAACGAAUAUCAGAAGGGAAAUGAAACCAUUGUCAAUCUCAUCCAUGAUGCACGCAUCCAUAUUAUGCCAUCAAUGAAUCCAGAUGGGUUUGAGAAAGCUGCUUCCCAGCCAGGAGAUUUGAAAGACUGGUUUGUUGGACGAAGCAAUGCCCAAGGAACUGACCUAAAUCGAAACUUCCCCGACUUGGAUAGGAUAGUGUAUGUCAAUGAGCGUGAAGGAGGUCCUAAUAAUCAUCUUUUGAAAAACAUGAAGAAAGCUGUGGACCAGAACUCUAAGCUCGCACCUGAAACUAAAGCAGUGAUUCAUUGGAUCAUGGAAAUUCCAUUUGUGCUCUCAGCAAAUCUUCAUGGAGGAGACAUCGUUGCUAACUACCCGUAUGAUGAAACACGCAGUGGUGUCACCCAUGAGUACAGUGCAAGUCCUGAUGAUUCUGUAUUCCAAAGUCUGGCACAUUCCUACUCUGCUUUCAAUCCAGUCAUGUCUAACCCAAACCGACCCCCAUGUCGCAAGAAUGACGACGACAGCAGCUUUGUAGAUGGAACAACUAAUGGCGGUGCUUGGUAUAGUGUCCCAGGAGGUAUGCAGGACUUCAACUAUCUGAGCAGUAACUGUUUUGAAAUUACAGUGGAACUUAGCUGUGAGAAGUUUCCACCUGAAGAUACCUUGAAGAACUACUGGCUGGACAAUAAGGACUCUCUGAUUAACUACAUACAACAGGUGCAUCGAGGAAUCAAAGGAUUUGUUCGAGAUCAUCAUGGAAAUCCAAUUGAUAAUGCUACCAUAUCAGUGGAUGGAAUCGAUCAUGAUAUUACAUCAGCUAAGGAUGGUGAUUACUGGCGUUUGCUAGUACCUGGAAAUUAUAAAGUUAUAGCAUCUGCACCAGGUUAUAUAGCCUCAUCCAGAAAAGUGGCAGUUCCUUACAGCCCCGCAGUCAGGGUUGACUUUGAACUUGAAUCUUUGUCUGAGAGAAAAGAAGAAGAGAAAGAAGAACUGAUGGACUGGUGGAAAAUGAUGUCCGAAACACUCAACUUUUAAAAGGAGGGGAUCUUGUGUUGCUGUUAGUCAUACUCAGUUUAGUUUUGUAGUAAGGGUGUGUGUGUGUGUGUGUGUGUGUGUGUGUGUGUGUGUGUGUGUGUGUGUGUGUGUGUGUGUGUGUGUGUGUGUGUGUGCGUGUGUGUGUUAGGUUACUGUGCUUCAAACAUGCUGAAAGUUUUUUUUUUAUUCCCUUUAAAACUACUCAAGCCAGCAAGAUAGAAAGAAAGAUCCCAAUGUUGGCAACCCUACGUUUCCGAAAUCAACUAAAUGCUGAGCAGGCAGACCUUAUACAAAUGGUGGUCUAAUGAAUUUGCAUUUAUGAUGACAUUUUUGGAUGUUGUCACACUAGCAUCAUUCCAUGCUCAUCUAUGGUCAAGAGUAUGUUUUCAUCUGUAUUUGUAUUUUUCAAUUCAUCUGUACUGUAUCACAGUUAAGUUUUGGUAUAUUUUAUGCUGUAUUAAAAUGAACCACAUUAAUUAGAACACAUUGGAGUAACAGGAAAUUGAAUGUGGAAUGAUAGUCUGUCACACUUUUGUUAUCAAGUAACAAUAUGAACUGUAUCAUACAUACUUCAUGUAGAUGUUUGUCAUUUUAUCAGAUUUCAUGCCACAUUUUUUCCUAAUGUGCAACAGUUACACAUAUCUAAAAUAAAAACACCCAAGUCCUCA